AUGGAAGUCCCCCUCCUCACAACUGCUCGCCUCCGCGCCUUGGUCCCAGACCCGCCCGCGACAGUCAGCGUUAAAAAUCUGUCCGCCGUGCUGCAGUACGCGGGACACGACGCAUGGGGCCGUGGGCGCAAGCCGCAGCCGGCGCUGAUCUCGGCUGAGGUGGCCUUCUCAGCGCCCUUCUCCUCCAUCGCGUCAGAAGACAGGUUGACCGAUGAUACCGUGCAUUACGGCGCAUUGAGCAAGUUUAUACUGGCAAAUCUCGACAAGACGGAAGGGUACCGCCGGUCGACUCUGUCAGAUCCCAGGCAGGAUGACUACUGCGUCGGCCAUGCGCUCGCAGGCUUGUGGCACGCCUUGACCGGUCUCACGGUGCAAGGGGAACCGGGUAAUCCCGACUGGGCGCCAUUUCUGCUCAUGAGAAAGGUUCCCUUGUUGUCGCUGACGAUCACGUUGCCCAAGGCGUCACUUCUGGGCGAAGGGGUGAGUCUGACCGCCAGCGCCGUGUUUGAGGAGGGCACGGGGAAGAUGCAGGCGAGGGCAGAAUCACUGGAGAUCAGCAGGCUAAGGGUGCCGACCCUGAUCGGAGUGAACUCGAACGAGAGGCUGGCCAAGCAGCCUGUAAUCGUGACAGUUACCAUCGAGGACUUGGUUGGUAUGGCGCCACGGGAUGUCUACACGGAGGUGGAGGAAGUUAUUGUCAAGGCUUUGGAGAGCUCGCAAUUUGGGACGCUCGAGGCACUAGGCGCCCAUAUAGCAGAACGUGUCCUGACAUGCCCCGUACUGGGGCCUUCUUGCCAGCAUCACAGAGACCGCCAGCAGGUCUGCGUCCGCAUGGAGAAGCCGAUCGCAGUACCCAUGGCGGACUGCCCCAUUGUGGAGGUCAGGGCGACAAUGGCAUCUCUCGAGCAAGGGAGAGCGAAUCGCGUGAUCUAA
Molecule: messenger RNA, 933 nt
Organism: Chaetomium strumarium
Lineage: Eukaryota; Fungi; Ascomycota; Sordariomycetes; Sordariales; Chaetomiaceae
Exons: 2
Coding region: 1-933 (310 amino acids)
Biological process (GO): folic acid-containing compound metabolic process
Molecular function (GO): dihydroneopterin aldolase activity
Source: RefSeq, a predicted model, not a curated record